Molecule: messenger RNA, 2397 nt
Organism: Kazachstania africana CBS 2517
Lineage: Eukaryota; Fungi; Ascomycota; Saccharomycetes; Saccharomycetales; Saccharomycetaceae
Gene: VPS16
Product: tethering complex subunit VPS16
Exons: 1
Coding region: 1-2397 (798 amino acids)
Biological process (GO): endosomal transport; vacuole fusion, non-autophagic; intracellular protein transport
Cellular component (GO): lysosomal membrane; endosome; cytoplasm
Molecular function (GO): actin binding
Source: RefSeq, a predicted model, not a curated record
AUGCAGAAUUUGAGCUUCAAUUGGGAAAAAUUACAAAAUGUGUUCUAUAGAUCAAAGACUUUGACUGAACUGAAAUGGUCAACCGGAACUAUGGUUGGGAACUUUGCAAUAUCAAUUUCAUUCAUAGCUAUUCAAGGAAAUGAAUCCAUUGAAAUAUACAACUAUUUGGGUGAACUACUAGGUUCCCUAAAACUAAGUUUAUUCCAUGAUAUAGUUAAACUUGAAUUUGAUGAAUUGACGAAUAAUUUGAUCGUUGUUUGUAGCAAAUCAAUAAAAAUAGUAAAGAACUGGUCACCUCUCGAAAUUGUUACGGUACAAGUUUCUGACGAAAUGACGGAGCGUAUAUGGGAUUAUAAACGUAGAAUUGUGAUCUUUAAAGGAAGCCAGGAUGUUUUCCAAUUAAACUCUCAAGAUAAAUUGGAAAUGUUGGUGGCUAACAAUGAGAAAUUUACAAUUUUGACUAAAGAACAUUGGCAUUGCAAUAACGAAAAAGUAAUAAUAUUAGACACUGAUCAUGUCUUCCAGAUAGAUCUUAUAACGACGCAGAUUUCUAAAUUAAUUAAGAAAAGUGAAUGGCAUCGAGUAUCAAUCUCAUCUGAUGGCUUCAUUGCUCUUUAUAAUGCCAAAUUCAAUAAGCUACAGGUUUUCAAGGAGCCUGAGCGGAUCCUUCUCGAACACAAGAUAGAUGGAAACCCUAUAAGUAUCAAAUGGUGCGGCAAUGAUACUAUUGUUUGUGCAUUUGAUGAUGAGAUCAAAUUAUAUGGUCCACAGGGUAGCUUCGUCACUUUCUGGUAUCCUGAUAGCAUAUUUUCAAUAAGAACAGAGAUUGACGGAUUGAAAAUAUUCACUAAAAAGCAAAUUUUAUUCGUUUCAAGGGUACAGGCUUGUACUUCCAAUAUUUUCCGCAUUGGAUCAACAGAGCCAGGUGCAAUGCUUCUAGAUUCAUGGAAUCUACUUGCUGAUCAUGCACCAAGAGCUAUUGAAAAUUUAAAAAAUUUCAAUUUGGCCAAGGGUGUAAUGGACUGUAUUGAAGCUUCAAUGGAAGAAUUUGAUCCGCAACUACAGAAAUUAUUACUGAAUGCUGCUUCCUUUGGAAAAAGCUCACUGCCUCACAGCACUUUUAACUCAGAAACUUUCGUUAAUGCCUGCGAACUACUAAAACUGCUGAAUAUACUACAUGAUCUCGGCAUUUUUAUUACCAAAAGGCAGUAUGAUGUAAUGGGUCUCAAUGAAGUUAUUGAGUGGUUAUUAAUAAGUCACAAAUAUUAUGAAAGUAUUGAAAUAUGUAAGCUCCUGAAUCAAAAAGCCUUGUAUCCCAAAGUAUUUGAGCACUGGGCUUCAACAAAAAUCAAACUUUCAAAUGACCUUGAAGAUAAUGAACUGUUAUCAGCAAUCCAAAACCAGCUCAGAGAACUUCCGGUAAAUAUAAGGGCCCCAAUGUCCGAAGUUGCAGAAUCUGCACUCUCGGAGGGUUACUUCAGUUUGGCCAGGAGUCUUGCAUUAUUAGAUUCAGAUUCUGAAGCCAAGAUUAUUACUUUGAUCAAGUUGGACGAUAAUAGCCUUGCUUUAAAGGAAAGUUUGAAAACAGAAAGUCCAGAAUUCGUAUUGUCACUAUUAUUAGAGCUAAAAAAGAAAUUGACGGCGUCGCAGUUAUCAAAGCUAUUGAUAAUGGAUAUGUCAGAAGAUCAAUUAUAUGCAUAUUUUCAAAGACAUGACCAUGAAUUUUGUUUUGAUUUCUAUAGACAAAGUGACAGGUACGUAGAUCUUGCAUAUUGCCUCAUAGAGCAAGGAAAGGGGCAAAACUCACUAGACUCAUUUCUUCCUCAAAUUAAAUCACUGUAUUCGAAUGUAGUGAAUGACCCCAUUUCGAAAGAUAAGUGUAAUCUAAUUGAGAGAGUUGAGAGUUUGAAUAAGUAUCAAGAGAAUUUAUCCGGUAUAUUCAAAAUUGAUUUUCAUGGCUUAACAUUAGAUCAAACACUAUCAAAACUCAUAGGCAUGCAACAGGAAAAGUAUGUCAAAACGCUAAUAAAAAUGUUUAAGAUAAAUGAGAAAAAAUACUACUUUACUGCUUACAAGACUUUUGUCGAACUGAAGAAAUUUGAAGAGGUUUAUCAGUUUGCAACAAAUAAGAAAUCUCCAAUUGGACUACUACCCCUUUACAAGAAACUUAGAAGCAAAGGUUACAAAAAAGAGGCGGCCAGAUAUGUUUCUUUGAUACCCGACCUUUCAUAUGAGGACAGAAAGAAAAUGCUCCUAGAUUGUGACGGAUAUCAGCAGCUUAUCACAUUGUCUAUAAAAGAAAAAGAUGUCGCUGGUUUAAAAGAACUUUAUAAGGCUAUACCCCCAAAUGAACCACAGUUGAAAAAUAUGAUUACGGAGGCUAUGAACAAGCUUUAA